Trachymyrmex septentrionalis is the source of this 562-nucleotide messenger RNA. RefSeq lists its product as uncharacterized. Bases 129 to 545 code for a protein of 138 amino acids. Gene Ontology annotation, biological process: vacuolar proton-transporting V-type ATPase complex assembly. Gene Ontology annotation, cellular component: endoplasmic reticulum membrane. The transcript is spliced from 2 exons. NCBI's taxonomy places the organism in Eukaryota, Metazoa, Arthropoda, Insecta, Hymenoptera, Formicidae. The record is from RefSeq and is a predicted model, not a curated record.
CUUACAAGCGUUACCUCAGUUAGACCAGCUGUUUGACAAGACCCAAAUUCUAACGGAACAAUCGCGUCUGAAUCCCUGAAUUUCGAUCUCCGGAGAUUCGUCCUAGUGCAGUAAAGAUAUUCUCCUUCAUGGUCCUGAUUAUUCGCAACUGCAGAAUAUUAUCCAGUCGACAGAACAAACAAGUUAAAAUUGGAGAUCUGCAAGAUUAUCAAAACAGACCCUGUCAUCAGGAAUCGAUUUGUGACAAAAAGAACAACUGUGAGAUGGGUCCAGCAGCAGUACUGGGAACAUUGUUCCUCUAUAGCAUUGCCAUGUUCACUUUACCAUUUGCUGUUUUCUUUAUGAUACAACGUUUUAUGAUAUUAGAAUUCCAAACUGAUACUGCUGUGACUAAUUACAUUUCUGUACUGGCCGCUGUAAUCACAGUGAACUUGAUUAUCUCCUGUUAUGUUUAUCAGGCUUUAAAUGAGGCUGUUGAGAAGGACCAAUGUGAAGACGAAAUUAGAGUAGAAACUAAAGAGAGUUUAAAUAAGAAAGAUGAUUAAAAUAGUUCUUUCCAAAA